AUGCCUCCAACGAAGCAGUGGAUUGAUAAAAAAUCCGCAACAAAAUACCAGCUCUUUCACAGAUCUCAACAUGACCCGCUAAUACACGACCCCGAGGCAGAAGACAGGAUCCUCCAUGUAGUCGGAGGGCCUGGUCCGACCGCUAGUACCACAUCGUCCUCAUCAAAACGAGAAACUGGAACGCUUCGUGACCUAGACAAGGAAUUCAGCUCAGCCACUCGAAAAAAUGAAGGAGAGGCGGCGAAUUAUGGCAUUUUCUACGACGAUACCAAGUAUGAUUACAUGCAACAUUUGCGCGGGCUAGGAGAAGGCGUUGGAGACACCCACUUUGUUGAGGCGAAAUCGAAGGGUAAAGGGAAGAAGGGCAUGAAACUUGAAGAUGCGUUGAGGGAAGUUUCACUUGAUGGCGAUGGGCCAGAGGGGUCCAUUUACAGUGGUGCUGGCGAUGAUUUCCAGUCAACUGCUUCGUCAUAUGUGCGUAGGGCCACUUACCAAGACCAACAAGAUAUACCAGAUGCGAUUGCGGGUUUCCAGCCGGGGAUGGACCCCCGACUGAGAGAGGCCCUGGAGGCGCUAGAGGAUGAUGCAUACGUUGAUGAGGAAUGUGAAGACGAUAUCUUUGAAAGCCUUGUUUCCGGUGGUCAUGACGCAGAGGUUGACCCUGAUGAGUGGAGGGAUACAUAUAUUGAAGACGAUGACGAAGGGUGGGAGUCAGACGCAACAGAAAAGGCACCUGUUCAGCACGACAAUUCCACUACUGGCCAAUCGUCCGGUAUACCAGAUAACUCGUCAGGUUCAGUCAAAUCUUCUCAACCACCAAAUGACGACCAAAUUCCAGACAUGGAGGAACAUGAGGGAGACUGGCUACGAGAUUUUGCCAAAUAUAAAAAAGAAGUGAAAGGAAACAAGCCUACGGCUGAUGGUGGUGAAAAUGCUUCAGAACACCGCACUACAGCAUCAACUUUGUUUACGCUUGGAGGAACCCCAAUUAGGAAAAAGAAACGCAAGGGCGCUCAAACUAACCCGUCCGCAUAUUCGAUGACUUCCUCUUCACUCGCGAGGACAGAUGGACACAGACUUCUCGACGAUCGGUUUGAAAGAAUGGAAGCCCUGUACGCUCUGGAUGAAGAAGGGGAGGAAUAUGAAGGAUCAAGCAUGGCUGAUGACAUGUCCGUCGUCAGUGGGCUUUCACGAUAUUCCAAACUUUCACAGGCUCCAAGCCUGGUCUCACAGGGCGGAGGCAUGCCACUUCGUUCGGACUUCAACGACGUCAUGGAUGGAUUUUUAGAUAAAUGGGAUGACCGACGAGUUCAUGCCAAACGCAAGGGCGCACAGGGUAGACGAGGGAAGAACGGAAACGAGGUUAUUGGCAUCAAGAUGUUGGAUGAGGUUAGGAAAGGCCUUGGACCACCUAGGCUCUCCACCAACGCCUUUGGGAAGGUUUAA
This is a messenger RNA of Arthroderma uncinatum, 1446 nucleotides long. Its product is annotated as low-temperature viability protein ltv1. Gene Ontology annotation, biological process: ribosomal small subunit biogenesis; ribosomal small subunit export from nucleus. The record is from RefSeq and is a predicted model, not a curated record. The transcript is spliced from 2 exons. NCBI's taxonomy places the organism in Eukaryota, Fungi, Ascomycota, Eurotiomycetes, Onygenales, Arthrodermataceae. Bases 1 to 1446 code for a protein of 481 amino acids. Gene Ontology annotation, cellular component: cytosol; nucleus; preribosome, small subunit precursor.